Mitosporidium daphniae is the source of this 393-nucleotide messenger RNA. RefSeq lists its product as uncharacterized. Gene Ontology annotation, cellular component: nucleus; GID complex; cytoplasm. Gene Ontology annotation, biological process: proteasome-mediated ubiquitin-dependent protein catabolic process. Gene Ontology annotation, molecular function: ubiquitin protein ligase activity. Bases 1 to 393 code for a protein of 130 amino acids. Lineage: Eukaryota; Fungi; Microsporidia. The transcript has a single exon. The record is from RefSeq and is a predicted model, not a curated record.
AUGUCGCUAGGGCUGGCAUCUUUACCUGUCAUUUUGAAGGCAACGGAAAAACUUGCAGAGUCCAACAACCCGAUAGCGGGAGAUGGCGAAUUCACAGAUCUCACUAGCCAGGGAUCCUUACUUGAACCUGGAAUAAUAAACAAAUGGCGGCGGUUGGAGGAAUUGCCUGUGGAGGUUUCGAUUGCCUCGCAUUUCCGCUCGCAUUCGAUUUUUACUUGUCCCGUCAGCAAGCAAACCUCAAGCAGCGAAAAUCCACCGCUGCGGAUUUCUUGUGGCCACGUGUUGUCCAAAGAGGCCGUCAGCAAGCUGUCUCGUGGAUUUGCCUUGAAAUUCAAGUGUCCAUAUUGCCCCGUUGAAUGCGAACCCAGUCAAUCGCUCCAGCUGUAUUUUUAG